AUGGCGGGAAAGAAGCGGAUCGCGCAGGACACUUUCAAUGCUGUGGUCAAAGAGAACAUGGAUGACUUCGGCAUGUCCCGAGAGGAGGCCGUGGAAGAUGCGAUAAAACAGUUCGAAAUGCAGGGUGUCGAUCUCAGUAACAUAGCUACAACUCUGUCAUGCGUCGACCAGGACGAGGUCCCGCUGGUCGUGCUGACCCGUGAAUACACCGACAAAGUCAACAACACAGAGCAGCAGGGAGCACAUGAAGUCUUGACCAAGGUGUUGAAGUUGCUGCGGUCCUCCUCGGACGCCAACGAGAGCAAGACCAUUGCAGGGAACGCCGGGCUGCUGCAGUCGAUCUUCACUGCGCUAGCUGCUGACGACCUGCUGGAGGACCAGGCCAUGACCAUGUUUGACUGCCUCGCGUUCCUGAUCCAGGGGCACCCUACGAACCAGGAGAAGCUCAAGGAGCCUCGCGACAUCGUGCAUGGCUGGAAGUGCGAAGGGAUGGAUGCUGUCAUGGGGGCCAUGCGGAGGAUGCCAGGGCGAGCUGAUGUCCAGCUGAAAGGCCUCAAGCUGUGCACUCUGGGGGCUCAAAAGUGUGAGCCUAUCAAGGCAGCGAUAGUGGACCGAGGAGGGCUCGAGAUGCUCAAGGGUGCCCUGCAGGACCUGAGCGAGUCGGCAGCGCUCAUGGCUGAGGUCGGCAGCUGCAUCCAUGCGCUCGCAACUGCCGACGACCUCACGUCAAUUGCCUCCAAGGCUUUCGACACUGCCCGAGAUGUUUACAAGCAGGAGAUGCUCCCCCUCAUCUACCAGGCGUUCCGUAAGCAUCGGGAGGACGUGGAGGUCGUGCAGGAGCUCGUGUAUGCUCUGAAGGCCGUCUCCAUCCAGGAAGACAUCGUCAAGAGCGUGCUUGAAGAGGGAGGGGUCGAACUCAUCAAGGACGGCAUGAGGCAGCACAUGCAGCAUGCUAACUUGGUGUCAAGGUGCUUGCUCUUCUUCGCGAAUCUUGCGGAGAAUGACAAGGCCAAGACUGAGCUGUGCCAGGGAGACGCUCUGCCCCUCAUGAUCGAGGCUCUGCAUCUCCAUGCGAGGAACGCCUUCGCCGUACGCUGCGGGUUUGCUGCAUUCGCCUCCAUGGCCCUGAGGAUGCCGGAGAACACGGAGAGGAUCAUCGAGCAUGGCGGGGACAAGCUCCUUCUAGAGGGUAUGCGGACUCAUCCCAAGUUUCCCGAGGUCAACCGAUAUGCCAUGAUCGCCAUCAGGAACAUCGUCGUGCGACGACCAGAGUUCGUCCCUCUCUUCCUUGAGGAGGGGGCAGAGGAGCUCAUCAGACGCGCUCGCGACACCCAUCUCAAGUGCGCAGAUGCUGCUUUCGACUGCCUACGUGACUUGGGUUGUGAGUAUGGCGGGCUGGGAGACAAGGCAGGGAAAGGAGCAUACUCGCCCUACAUGCAUUGUGAAUCUUCCUUAGACAAGAGAAACCAAGUUGGCCGAGGGAGCGCGAUGGUCAGCUGGGGGGAGGAGGAGGAGGAGGAGGAGGCAUGA
Guillardia theta CCMP2712 is the source of this 1530-nucleotide messenger RNA. RefSeq lists its product as hypothetical. Bases 1 to 1530 code for a protein of 509 amino acids. NCBI's taxonomy places the organism in Eukaryota, Cryptophyceae, Pyrenomonadales, Geminigeraceae. The transcript has 3 exons. The record is from RefSeq and is a predicted model, not a curated record.